This is a messenger RNA of Rotaria sp. Silwood1, 695 nucleotides long. Lineage: Eukaryota; Metazoa; Rotifera; Eurotatoria; Philodinida; Philodinidae. The record is from the annotation of a GenBank genome assembly.
ACCCAUACCCACACAGCCACAGCCACACCCACAUACACACACCCACAUCCACACACCCACACCCCACCCACCGCACACCCACACCCACACCCUCAUUUUAAUAGCAGGGAACAUUCUUAAAGAAGGUUUCUUCGUUGGGGAAAAUUUCCACUUUUGUGGCACAUUCUGCAUCUCUAAAACUUCCCCAGUCUGACAAUUUUCCAAAAGUUCCCCAUUCUAGCAGUUUUCCAAAAUUUCCUUGAGUAAUUCAAGUUUCCAAAAAAUCUCCUCCCCCCGGGGGGGCCGCACAAGGAACAUUCUGCACCUCUGAUCCAGAAAUUUAUGAACGUCUUCAAUCAAAACUUGAUCGUUUUCAAUCAUCAACUGCUUCAAAAAUAAUAACAGAUUCAACAUUUGAUGUGUAUGGUGAUAGUGAUAUUUCUUCAUCUGUAACUCUGAACCAAAUUCAUCUUCAAUUGACACAAAUAGUAAAAAGGAAUUUUUAUUUUAAAUAAAAGAAAAACGAAUUUUAAUUUUUGUGUUUUUUAGCUUCAUCUACUAUUCUUUGGGAACAUAUAACAAAUGAAAAUUUAACAGAAAGUCUUCAAGGUCCAUUUACAACUGAACAAAUGAUUUGUUUAACAAAUACUAAAGAAAUAUUAGAUAAAGAUAAUGUACGGUGCCGUCAUGUGGUACAGAACAAUUCUAUUCAAUAA